CACCCGAAGAAAUCAACUCACUCACUCAUUCAAGUCGCUAAUCCUAGUUCCUUCAACUCCUCGCUGGCAACAACAGCAGUACUACCAUUAGCCGCGUUUUUCAAAAGUGAUUUUCGAGAAUUAGCGAUGGGAAUUGAAAGAGGAGGCUUCAAGGGAUUCAGGAGCGCCUGGAGCGUGCCGCCCAAGCCGUGCGAUUCCUGCAAGCUGGCUUCGGCGGCGCUUUUCUGCCGCCCCGAUUCCGCGUUUCUCUGCAUCGCCUGCGAUUCCAACAUUCACUGCUCGAACAAACUCGCGUCGCGCCACGAGCGCGUGUGGAUGUGUGAGGUGUGCGAGCAGGCACCCGCUGCUGUCACGUGCAAGGCCGACGCCGCCGCCCUCUGCGUCACGUGUGACUCCGACAUCCACUCCGCGAACCCCCUCGCGCAACGCCACGAGCGCGUCCCCGUGGAACCUUUCUUUGACUCCGCUGAGUCCAUAGUGAAAGCCUCUGCUGCAGCCACCUUCGGGUUCAUUGUCCCAUCCGACGACGGCGGCGCCUCCGACGCUUUCGCCCCCGAUGACUCCGACGCCGCCGCGUGGCUCAUCCCGAACCCUAAUUUCGGGUCCAAGCUCAUGGACGCCCCCGAAAUCAAGUCCAAGGAGAUAUUCUUCUCUGAAAUGGACCCCUUCCUCGAUUUUGAUUACUCAAACUCCUUCCAAAACAACAACAGCGCCGGAAACGACAGCGUCGUUCCAGUUCAAAAACCCUCUCUCGCCCCUCCCCUAAUCAAUAAUCACCACCACCACCAAUCAGAAACUUGCUUCGACGUCGAUUUUUGUCGCUCGAAGCUCUCCUCCUUUAACUACCCUUCCAAUUCUCUUAGCCAAAGCGUUUCGUCGUCGUCGCUUGAUGUUGGAGUGGUGCCGGACGGGAACACGGUGUCAGACAUGUCGUAUUCUUUUGGUCGGAACAGUUCGGAUUCGAGUGGGAUUGUUGUUGUGUCAGGAAAUAGUGUGGGGCAAGGUGCGACGCAGUUGUGUGGAAUGGAUCGGGAAGCGAGGGUACUGCGAUACAGAGAGAAAAGGAAGAACCGAAAAUUCGAGAAGACAAUUCGAUACGCAUCGCGAAAAGCAUAUGCGGAAACCCGGCCCAGGAUAAAAGGCCGCUUCGCCAAACGAACAGAAAUUGACUCGGAUGUGGAGCGUCUCUAUAGCCCUGGCCCUGCGGUGCUCAUGCUGGACACUCCAUACGGCGUCGUACCAUCGUUUUAGUUAAUUUCAAAAUGAAGAAACGAUGGAGUGCAUGAAUCUUAGAAUAAUGAUUAGCGAUUCUGUGGGAUUGUUAGGGGAAAAAGGUGAAGAAUCGAAUCGGUACGAACGUGAUUCUUAGCUGGAGCGCGAUGGGGGAAGAUUAUUGUGAAGAUUUGUCUCGAUCGACCAGAAAAGCCCGUUUACUUUUUAUAAAAAAAAAAAAAAACUUUUAAAAGGGGGCUGCUGUUUCAUAUUCACCUCGUGUAGAAUUAGAAUCUGUACUGUAAACUCUUUUCACUGCCUUGCCUUCUGUCUUUUUUUAGUAUAAAAGUGUCUUUUUUCUAUCAGCCAGAUCACGGAUCUCUUCCUCCGUUCCUGUUGGCUGUCACUCCCAACUAUAUUUAUCAUAUCACUUUUUUAUUAUAUGAUGAUCAUCAAAGCCUUUGUUUUAUCAACGAGUUAUAUGCAUUCUAUGCUCACCCCAA
This is a messenger RNA of Glycine soja, 1715 nucleotides long. Its product is annotated as zinc finger protein CONSTANS-LIKE 5-like. The transcript has 2 exons. Gene Ontology annotation, molecular function: zinc ion binding; protein binding. NCBI's taxonomy places the organism in Eukaryota, Viridiplantae, Streptophyta, Magnoliopsida, Fabales, Fabaceae. Gene Ontology annotation, cellular component: nucleus. The record is from RefSeq and is a predicted model, not a curated record. Gene Ontology annotation, biological process: regulation of photoperiodism, flowering; regulation of flower development. Bases 127 to 1251 code for a protein of 374 amino acids.